AUGGCACGGAUGAAAAGGCCCGCUUGUGCUUCACGGACGGUUGAGCAGAAACCGGACAAGUCCCAGCAAACACGCCAGGCCCAGCAGGUUGACAAGUUUGAGAACACGCGGAAGAGACAAAAGACGCCUGAGUCUUCGGAGAAGGCGCCUCCAGGUGACAAGUACUCGAUGAACGAAGUUGACGAAAGCUCCUCUUACAAGCAGGGGAAGAAUGCGGACCUGGAAGUUUGCCAAAUGCAGAUCGAUGACCCCGUUCGGCAACUGUUCGAGAAAAGCAAGUUCCAGAAGGCAGUCCAGGCAACUUUGCAGCUGCUCAGACCCGAUGCCGGCUGCCCCUACUUGCUGACGCCUGCCGCCAUCGACUGCCUUCAGGAGGCUGCAGAAACAACGAUCCGAGACUACCUCUCCUUGCUCCACUCUGCCGCUCGCCAGCAGGGCGCGCCGAGGUGA
Symbiodinium sp. CCMP2592 is the source of this 450-nucleotide messenger RNA. NCBI's taxonomy places the organism in Eukaryota, Dinophyceae, Suessiales, Symbiodiniaceae. The record is from the annotation of a GenBank genome assembly.